GUUUAAAUUGCUGUCCAUUGUAGGAAGUGGCCGAUCGACGUUUGCAGGAAUUAAUAAUCAAAGGUUAGAGCACGUAUCUGAAUCGCUGAGCUCUGGCCCCGCGGAGCCAUGUCCCCAGAGGAGCUGGUCUACUUCUGCGUCAUCGCCGGCUCCAUUCCGGUCGGCUUUGCCUUCCACCACUUCAGUCCGGCGGUCAAGCAGCUGCUGGCUCUGGUCCUGGGUUUGGCCAUCACGCUUGCCACCUGCGGAGUCCACAGCCUGCACUCUCUGGUCAUGGUGCUGGGCACAUGGGCCAUCAUCAAGUUCAACUGGAGGCUCGCUCCCUCGCUGUCUCUUGGCUGGACGUUUCUCUACCUGCUGUUUUUCCGGCUGGUCACCUGGUUCGGCCUGCCCUCCCCGACCCCCUUCACCAACGCCGUGCUGCUGCUGCUCACCCUUAAGAUGGUCAGCUUAGCCAAUGAGGUGCGGGCCUUCCACCUGGCUAAGAAAGAGGAAGUGAGCUCGUUCACCAAGUCUCCAGUCAUUGGUGGCUUGACCCAGGAGCCCUCAUUCUAUGAUGUCAUUUCCUAUAGCUACUGCUACAUCGGCAUCAUGACUGGCCCGUUCUUCCGCUUCCAGACCUACAGCGACUGGGUCCACCAGUCGGCUCCCCUCUCCAUCCCGAGCUGGGACCCCUGUCUGCGGCGCCUGCGCUUCGUCCCCGUCUACGCCGCGCUCUUUGUGGGUGCCAACGCCCUCUUCCCCCUUGCCUACGUGCGCACGGACAGCUUCCUGGAACGCCACUUCCUGUACCGGCUGUUUUACAUGACGGCCAUCUUCUUCGUGUUCCGGAUGAGGUUCUACGCGGCCUGGUGCUCGGCGGAGGCCAGCUGCAUCAGCGCGGGCCUGGGGGCCUAUCCCGUGGGGGCCGCGUCCCGAUCCGGGGGCGGCCCCACCGUCCAGUACAGUGCUCCGGCAGACGCCCCGGUGCUCUAUGACUUCGAGACCAUCAGGAACAUCGACUGCUACAACACGGACUUCUGCGUGAAGGUGCGUCACGGCAUGAAGUACUGGAACAUGACCGUGCAGUGGUGGCUCCACCAGUACAUCUACACCAGCGCCCCCUUCAGGCCCUACGUCCUCAGGGCUGCCUGGACCAUGUUCAUCAGCGCCUACUGGCACGGCCUCCACCCAGGCUACUACAUGUCCUUCCUGACCAUCCCGCUGUGCAUGGCGGCCGAGUCGGCCAUGGAGCGCAGCCUGCGGGCCCGGCUGGGGCCCCGGGGCCAGGCGGCGUUCGACUGGACCCACUGGUUCCUCAAGAUGAGGGCCUACGAUUACAUGUGCAUGGGCUUUGUGCUGCUGUCCUUCCAGGACACGCUGAGGUACUGGAGCUCCGUCUACUUCUGCAUGCAGCUCGUCGCCGCGGGCUGCAUCGGGCUGGGCUCCCUGCUGGGGCCUGGCCAGGGGAGAGCGCGGGACGGGGAGAAGAAGGAGGAGCUCCGGAAAUAGGGAGGGGGAUGGCGGGGGUGGGGGGCAGGGUGGGAGCAAACACUGGCACAAAAACUACAACUCCCAGCAUGCCGUGCAAUCCGGGACUACACCCGGCGGAAAUGGUGUUGCAUAUGUUUUCUGUUUUUUUUACAGUAGCGCAAUGUUUGGCUUUAAUAACAGCAGUUCCCAGCAGGGCUUGGGAAAGUAGGCCGAGGAAGCGCGGUUUCCUGUAGCGCUUGUGUCGGAGAGUCUGUGCGUGUGGACUUUUGUGAUGUUAAGGGCCAGAGAGGGUUAAUUGAUAAUUAAUUAAUUGAGAUCGGGCCUCCGAAGGUCACGGCCUACUGCAGGGUCAAGAGAGGAAGGGGUGAGGCAGCAUUAAUGGCCUGUGAGGUGACGGUCACAAUUCUAAUGAAGGCACACUCCCUUCACCUUAAACAAAAUCGGAAAGGGUGAAUAAGGAAAAAAAAGUCAACGUGACUCCCGUCACUGGAGACGAAUGACGAGAACGGUUUCUUUCAUGAGCCCCCUUCAAGAAAUUCAAAGCCCUCAGCCCCCAGUCUGAGUAUUUCAAGGGUUACUGAUCACUGCAUUGUGAAAUCUGGGCACUAAUCACUCCGUUCUCUGGCUCGGAACGAACAAUUGUGGAGGCGGGGGGAGUAAAAGUGUCAAAGCGCUGUCACACGAUCGCUGGGCAACUUUUCAGGUGGAGCGUGAAGUUAUUUCAGACGUGCUACCUGAGGACGAGUGAAAAAAUCAUUCAGAGUGCAGCUACUAACCUGCUCAGAUCUGAGUCUGAUUCUCCACGUUCCAGUGGGGGUCCUUCGGGGUUCUUCGGUAACAUCGGGUUUACUUGGGAAUCAGAUCGGCUCAUGUGGAUACGUAUGUUAAGCUUCUAGAUUCAAAUUCUAUAUCCAGACUUCCCCCAGAUCUGUUCCUGCUUAUACUCGAUCUGCACAACAUUAGGAUAUUGCCUUUAAAGUGCCAGUUUCAGGUGACAAGUGUUUUUAAUGCAGCUAUUUCUACACUUCUAAAAGGGAAAGGAGACAGAGCCCGAUAUUUUUUAGGGGAAGGCAUAGGAAGAUCACCAGUAAAGUAGGAAAACUACACCUCCCAGCAUUCCUUGCCAUACGGCAGGCAUUAAUGUUGAUGGCAGAUAGGCGUUGUCAUCCACUUGUGUGUCUGUUGUGUUACUGGAGAGGUGAAGAAUGUUUAAUUUAUCAAGUGUAGGACAGUGGAGGCUGGUGGACUACAGAGACCAAAAUGCCAUACAGAGCAGCACUUGCCAGUUAAUCUUUGUGCAUUAAGCCACACUGAGUAACACUGAGCAUCAUGUGCAUUGUUAUUAAACAGCAGUUCCUUACAUAAACAAAGAUUUUGUAUGAAAAAGCAAGAUGACAGUUAUGGAAAUGAGAAUAUAUGUUUAAAACGUCAAAUUCCAGAAUGCCUUAAAAAUUACCUCAUGGGAGCUGUAGUUCUACAGUUAAGUCACAAAGGGGAGGUUUAUACGUCAUUGGUUUUUGGUUUUGACUACAAAUCCCAGAAUGCCUCAGAAGUACUCAUUGGUAAACUAUGGGAGCUCUAGUUCUAUGGUUCGGUCACAAAGAGGAGAGUUAAGAGGUUUAGAUAUGUACUUGUGUUUUAAGCUACACAAUCUAAACAUGAUUGCAAGACGCAGGUUGGAUCUUUAGUGCCUGGGUGCGAACGUGUGUUUGUGGGCCUUUAAUGUUGACCCAGUGAAGAAGGAAAGAACAUAUUGGAGUAUCCAGGAGAGAGCAGGGAGACAGAGAGAGAUCUGAAAGAGGUCUGGGAUUGUAGGGUGAAUUUUUUGCAUGCCCUGAAAUUGUGCCACUCCCAGCAUGCUCUGUCACAGAGGAAAAGGGCAAACAAUGAGGGGGCUGCAGUCUAAAGCAGGGGGUCCCCCAAUUCUGGUCCUGGGUGACCCCACACACCAGCCUAUAUCCAUGAAGCUGAGCUCUUCACUUUAAUCCUGGUUGGAACCCUUGUAAGUUAUUGUCUUUCUACUCAAAAGUGGGAGAUUUUAAGUUCCUUCAGAACCACAGCAGGUAAGAGGCAGCCUGCGACUUGUUCAGGAGCCAAAAACAAAGAGUUCGGAAACAGACUCGUUACGAGAUCCAUUAAGGGUUCAUUUAUUUAACUGAGGGGCUCAGAUGGAAUAAAAACAGCAGGAGAGUGGAUCCCCACAACCAGAAUUGGGGACCCCUGCUCUAAUAGUAGAAUCGCAAGUGUUUUGUUCCUCUGUUACGUUCUGUAUGUCUUUCUUAAUCAUUCCCUUAGGUGUCACCCAUGUCUUUGGUGCCAAGAGUCUCGAUGCCAAGCAUGCCAGUGUUAGAAGUAAUAUGAACACUUAAAGAUUGGCACCAAGAUGUCAAAUCUGUGUUCAGCACCAAAUACAAUUAUGCCAGUUUCUACAGUGCGUUUCACUGUAAAGGUCCUGGAAGAAAACACUUCCCCCUCCCAACACAAGGUGGCGAUUUGCCAUUUCUCUAGUACUGAUCGCACAGAUCAUUGUGAAAUUGCCAUCGUUACAGAAGGUCAGUCAAUGCAGGGAAGCUCCGUUUUGAAUGAUCCCACAAUCACCAUCUUCCUGGGGAGGUCACCCCGUGUUCAAAUGGGACUGUGAGGCAGGUCGUCCUGCAGCACGGGCAAAGCGCCGAGCAGCCUGGGAUUGAACCGUUACCCAACCCGGCCUGCCGUCCGGAUCCCAGUCCCCUUUAGAAACCUCUAGGCGAACAAAGAGCAGUUUAUCACGAGAGCGUUCGCCUUAACAUUCGUCCUUCCGAAUUAAGACCGUAAGAAAGGUUAUGAAAGGGAGGAGGCCCUUCCUCAUCUAUCCAUUGGGUAUUAGUGGUUAAUCCAGCCACUUCGUGGCAGAAGGGUGUCGGCUUCAACAACCUGGCUGGGCAGCUUGUUCCACGCUCCUACCGCCCUUUAUGUAAAGCGCCACUCUUUCCCAGGUUUUAACCCUGGGAAAUGGGGCAUAUGAUGCACAAUUCCGCACGACAGAUUGACCUACCUAUGACCAGUCCUGCAUCUGUGGCACAAAAAGCUUGCCUCCUGUUUCAGAUUUAGAUACCCCCACUUGGCAACAGGACACAAGACUCACCUUGGGAGGGGGGUACCUGUCCUGUUUUUAAAAUCAGACCAAUCUAACUAGGGACCAUCUAUAAGAGGACCUCCAUUUUGCACAUUUCACUUCUACAACACACCCUUUGUCCCUGAAAGCUAUCACACACUGUAUCACACACACCCACAGAGAGAACGACGCGGUCUCAGAUGUCCCCAAGCAGGCAGUGUUUUUCCCUAAAGCCUCGAUAACCGCACAGUGGUGUAGACCUCUCUAUAUUUUCCAGACGACACUCCUGUGCUUUCAGACCGGCAUCUCGGCCCUGUUUUUGUAAGUUGUUCGGCACUUUGUCAUAGUGAACAUUUGUAUUCUUGUCCACUUGUCGGUGAAAUACACAGCUGCCUUUUUUGAUAUAUAACAAUGUCUCAGUCUUUUCUUGCUGGCGAGAGUCCUGCAAACCACAAUCCUGAAAAACAUGCACAUCCAGGGCGAUGCAGCUUCGUUUGGGGUGAGAAGAAACCAGACUUGCUCGGCACUUGGAAAUAUUUUGUGCCCACUGAUGGACAUCUGGCCAGCAGAGUGGGGCAGUGGUUAGCAUUGCCGAGUGGCAGUGCCGAGGCACUGGCUUCAGUAUUGGGCCUGAGGUGCUGUGUGUGUGGAGCCUGCAUGUGCUCCCCGCGUUAGGGCGGGUUUCCUCCAGCUGCUCAGGUUUCAGCGGCCCGUGGAAAUCUGGCCAGGGGCACCGAUUGGUUGUGUGCGACCCGGAUGGGAAUGAAAAAGGAGCUCGUUGGUGAUACCGAUUCCCCGGUUUAUUUCACGCGUCCGCUAGGGAUUCACAUACAAAUACUUCCCGCCACCACGCGGGUGGAAGCUAAACUUCUCGGGACAGCGGGACGCAAGCAGUACGGAAGCGCGUUGCUUACACCAAGGGGGAAAUAUAUAUAUAUAUUUCGCGUAGCCUACAAAAACUACAUUAUCAUUAUCUGCCUUUCAGUUUUAAACAGAGGAAUCGACACCCGUUCUAGUUUGAGGGCAUGUGUGAGUGUCCUCAUGGUUAAAACUGUUUCCAUGAAGUAGAAACCGUAAGAUUUCGUUAGAAAUGAACCCCAGGGGAAAGUCAGUCUCUGCGUAUUUUGCGACGUGGCACAUUGUCAGGAACACAUUAAUCCACAGGGCCAGCAAAGCUAUCGGUGGCUUGUAGGCACUGCCAUUGCACAGCGGAACAGGUUUGUUCAUACACUGACGAGAUCGCUGCUAGAGCUCAGGAUGUUUUUUUUUUUCCUUGCGGGCAGCAAAGCGCUUCCGUACGAGAGCACACAAAGGCUGUGUGGAUGUUUUGUCCUGACGUGUAAAAAUCAUGUCAUAUGUGGAGGAGUGGGAGAAACAUCACGCGUACCCGAGAGAGGAAGUGGGCACGAGUCGGAGGAGCAGACCGGUGUCCCGGGGACACCUGUCGCGCUGUCUUACCGGCUGCGCUGGGGGGUCUUGAUGCGCAGUCGGUCCCCCUGACGCGCCGCGCUCACCUCGCUCUCCGCCACCAGCGAUCGCCCCUCCGGCGUCUCUUUUUCUUUCUUACCCGGGCUGCCUGGACCGACGAGGGGGCCACGCUCCUGUCGAGAAGGCGUGCGAUUUCGCACAUUGCCCUUGUCAGUAGGCUCUCCGGGCCGGGGGUUGAGCCGGGUUGGAAAACGUUAUCGCGGCAUUCGGCACGCCGACUUAAGCUUUAGCAAGACCUUCGAAAUGAGCCCGAGCUAAUUCCUUUUUUUUUAAUUAACAAAAGACCUGUAAUAAAUAUAUGUUUCUCUGUCCAGUUACUUCAUGUGCACAUCGUCGGAGAGCCCUAAACGUACAUUCAACCAGCAUAAUUUCGUUUGAGUUGCGUACUUCAUACAUAUUCACACCGCAGCUGCAUUAACACCUGCAAGAAAAGCCCUUAACUAAAACUUAACACGUAGAACUUAAAACUGUUACUAAAGAGCGCCAGCUGUAGGAUCUUUGUCAGAAUCUCGAUCAUUAUCAGCCUUUAGCGUCCUCGGUGAUGAGAAUCAUUCAUUUGGGAGCGGAACAGGAAAUUAAUUGCACGAUAAAGGCGAACGCGAAUGUACACCGAGAAAUCCUUUGUGAGACGCGGACAACCUCGUUUUUUUCACUCAUAUGCUCUAUAUAGUACCUUCUUAAAUAAUUAAGGAACGAUCAGUCAGUGUACGCUAACGUAUUACAUCCAAAGAUGUCCGUUUUUAAACCUAAAAUGGUCGUUGAAUUUUAUUUCCAUGCCUUGGGAGUACUCGGGGCGAACACCCUCAGUCUCUGUGGACUUCUUUGAAUUCUCAAGUUUUGAAUCAUGUUCGCGUGAGGUUAACUUCAUGUUGUUGACAGGGACGUAACUAUUUUGCUGCGCUUCUUCGUUCAUUUGAUAUUGUCUUUGUAUUGUCAUGCUGCAACAUAUGUAUAUGCCCUCGGUUGUUAAGUUUUCGUUUUUGUAUAAUAAAAUAAAAAAAAGCUCGUUAGUACUAGGCGUCGAGUCCCGGAUGCGCUAACUGCGCGCGUGAGGCUGUGCGCUCUGAUGACGUCAGGCUAGGCAGAAGGUCCAGGUCCGACUAUUAACCCACUAUAGGAACCUAAAAACCAUUACAAACGAGAGCGCCGCCAGCCCCUCUGGAACUUCCGACUUGCUCAUCGAUACCAGUAUCUAUCCCGUCUGUUUUUUUUAAAAGAAACCAGGGCGUCGGCUUUAACCACACAGCUGGGCAACCUGUUCCAGACUCCCACCACUCUGUGUGUAUAGAAGGGUCUCCCGCUCUCGUUUCCAAAUGCACUUCCACAGGGUGUCCACUUGCGCCUUCUGGGUCGUGUUUCAGCGUCCGUGCUGAAGAAGAAAUUGUUUGCAUGCCACCAUUAUAAACUCUUACAGCUCCUGGACCGAGCAAUUAAGAUAGGUUAAUGUACUUAUUCACCUCUGUAUAAAACUAACGCAAAUCUGAAAAACAUGGCAUGUCCCAGCUAAUUAUUUUCAGCUACAAUGAAUAAUUUGUCUUGCUCUCCUCUGGUAACGUUUAUUUGGACCGUUUGUACGUUUGGGAAGAUUCCGUGCACGGAAAAGCAGCAGCUUUGAUAACAAGACAAAUUCCUGAGACCUCAGAAAGAAAUAUGAUUAAACUAUCUUAUAGCUGUUAAACCAGUAUAAACAUUCAAUAAAAUAUAACUGCUUUGGCAUGAA
This is a messenger RNA of Lepisosteus oculatus (spotted gar), 7775 nucleotides long. It is a transcript of the gene mboat7, whose product is annotated as membrane bound O-acyltransferase domain containing 7. Gene Ontology annotation, cellular component: membrane; mitochondria-associated endoplasmic reticulum membrane contact site. Gene Ontology annotation, biological process: lipid modification; phosphatidylinositol biosynthetic process. The record is from RefSeq and is a predicted model, not a curated record. Gene Ontology annotation, molecular function: lysophospholipid acyltransferase activity. Lineage: Eukaryota; Metazoa; Chordata; Actinopteri; Semionotiformes; Lepisosteidae.